UGCUAUGGAUACCGAAUCCACACAUUCUGGAUAUUCUUACUAUUCAAGUCAUUCGAAAAAAUCUCACAGACAAGGGGAGAGAAACAGAGAGAGACACAAAUCACCCCGGAGUAAAGAUGGCAGGGGUUCAGAAAAAUCUGUCACCAUCCAAGCUCCCACUGGAGAGCCCCUGUUGGCAAAUGAUUCCACUCGGACAGAGGAAGUUCAGGAUGACAACUGGGGAGAGACCACCACGGCCAUCACAGGCACCUCAGAGCACAGUAUAUCGCAGGAGGACAUUGCCAGAAUCAGCAAGGACAUGGAGGACAGUGUGGGGCUGGAUUGUAAACGCUACUUGGGCCUCACCAUCGCUGCCUUUCUUGGACUUCUAGUUUUCCUCACCCCCAUUGCCUUCAUCCUGUUACCCCCGAUCCUGUGGAGGGAGGAGCUGGAGCCUUGUGGGACGAUUUGUGAGGGACUCUUCAUUUCUGUGGCUUUCAAACUCCUCAUUCUGCUCAUCGGAACCUGGGCGCUCUUUUUCCGCAAGCAGAGAGCUGAUGUGCCGCGGGUGUUUGUGUUCCGGGCCCUCCUCAUGGUUCUUAUUUUUCUGUUUGUCAUUUCCUAUUGGCUUUUCUAUGGGGUCCGCAUUUUGGACUCUCGGGACCGAAACUACCAGGGCAUUGUGCAAUAUGCAGUGUCUCUUGUGGACGCCCUCCUCUUCAUCCACUACCUGGCCAUCGUCCUGCUGGAGCUCAGGCAACUGCAGCCCAUGUUCACACUGCAGGUGGUCCGCUCCACCGACGGCGAGUCCCGAUUUUACAGCCUGGGACACCUGAGUAUCCAGCGAGCAGCGUUGGUGGUCCUAGAAAAUUACUACAAAGAUUUCACCAUCUACAACCCCAACCUCCUCACAGCCUCCAAAUUCCGAGCAGCCAAGCACAUGGCUGGGCUGAAAGUCUACAAUGUAGACGGCCCCAGUAACAAUGCCACUGGUCAGUCCCGAGCAAUGAUUGCCGCAGCAGCUCGCCGCAGGGACUCAAGCCACAACGAGUUGUAUUACGAAGAAGCAGAACAUGAACGUCGGGUCAAAAAGCGGAGAGCCAGGCUAGUGGUUGCAGUGGAAGAGGCCUUCAUCCACAUCCAGCGUCUCCAGGCCGAAGAGCAGCAGAAAGCCCCAGGAGAAGUGAUGGAUUCCAGGGAGGCUGCGCAGGCCAUCUUCCCCUCCAUGGCCAGGGCUUUGCAGAAGUACCUGCGUACCACCCGGCAACAACACUACCACAGCAUGGAGAGCAUUCUCCAGCACCUGGCCUUCUGCAUCACCAACAGCAUGACCCCGAAGGCCUUCCUGGAACGUUACCUCAGUGCAGGGCCCACCCUACAAUAUGACAAGGAUCGGUGGCUCUCUACCCAGUGGAAACUUGUCAGUGAUGAGGCAGUGACUAAUGGCUUAAAGGAUGGAGUCAUUUUUGUCCUUAAGUGCCUGGAUUUCAGCCUCGUUGUCAAUGUGAAGAAAAUUCCCUUCAUCGUACUUUCAGAAGAGUUCAUAGACCCCAAGUCUCACAAAUUUGUCCUUCGCUUACAGUCUGAGACAUCCGUUUAAAAGUUCUAUAUUUGUGGGUUUAUAAAAAAGAGUAUAUAUAGAUAUAUAUAUAUAUAUGUAUGUAUACCAGAGGGGUGUCUUUUGUUUUUGUUUUUUUUAAUUUUCCAUUGCUGACUGAAACUGGCAGAUGAUAGACCAGUAGUCCUCUAUGACCAUCUGCACUUUAUCUGGAAGGAAGCAGGCCACGUCUGCCCUGAAAAUAAUGACUAAUGAUGUCUGACUCUUGUCAGCGGGACUUCUCAAGAAGCUGUUCCCUGGAGUUUCUCUGCAGCUAUAAACCAAAUUGAGCUGGGGCAUUCUUGGGAACCUUGCCUUACAACUAGUUCCUGUCUCUCCUCCACGGCCACGUCCUCCCGUUGCUUCGAUUGGCCCCAACUAGGGCACACAUCUUCACUCUUUCAGGAAACUGGACACUACGUGUCCACUUAGGUCUGUGUGCAAAUGUU
This is a messenger RNA of Chrysochloris asiatica (Cape golden mole), 2025 nucleotides long. RefSeq names its product VANGL planar cell polarity protein 1 (gene VANGL1). The coding region runs from base 5 to 1579 and encodes 524 amino acids. NCBI's taxonomy places the organism in Eukaryota, Metazoa, Chordata, Mammalia, Afrosoricida, Chrysochloridae. Gene Ontology annotation, biological process: multicellular organism development. Gene Ontology annotation, cellular component: plasma membrane. The record is from RefSeq and is a predicted model, not a curated record. The transcript is spliced from 7 exons.